Molecule: messenger RNA, 1699 nt
Organism: Arabidopsis lyrata subsp. lyrata
Lineage: Eukaryota; Viridiplantae; Streptophyta; Magnoliopsida; Brassicales; Brassicaceae
Exons: 8
Coding region: 338-1498 (386 amino acids)
Source: RefSeq, a predicted model, not a curated record
UCUUACCGAAUGAUCGUCUUUUUUAGUUAAGCUGUCUCAAAAACCCUCGCCAUAAAAUUCAGCUCUUUAAGGAAAAUUUGAGUGGAGAAUUUGAGAGUGGAUAAGAUAAGAGAAAAGGUAAAGGAAAGGUAUAAAGAGAGAGAUGGUCUUCUUGUUUAGAACUUGUUGUUUCCAAUUUUUCUAAGAAUGGCGUUUUAGGUAAAUGAUCACAGCUUAAUUACAGAUGGAAGAGAAGCUGACUCAAUUUGUGGUGUAGAUUUGUCAAAGAGGAUCGUGUGGAAUCUGAAAGUUUUUAAUUUCACUAAAAAUAGGAUUGAGUUAAAAAGGAGGAAGAAGAAUGGGGAAACACAAAUCUUUCAGAAGCAAAGCAGUGCACUUUGUCACCGAUCUCACCGCUGGUCUUCUUAAUCCCAUCUCUGAUAAACCCUCCUCCGCUCGUCCUCUUCCGGAUGAGGAAGAUGAGUCUAAGAGAAAUCAGCUAGAGUCUGUCACUGCAGAGCAGCCUAAGGAUUUGGUUGACGAACCAGACACUUCUUCUUUCUCUGCAUUCCUUGGUUCACUGUUAUCUUCAGAUCCCAAAGAAAAAAAGAACGAUAAGGAUCAGGAGGACGAAGAAGAAGAAGAAGAAGAAGAUUCUGAGGCAGAAACAAGCGAUACAUCAUCAUCCUCCUCGGCCAAUCCUACUAGAACAAUGAAGGAGGCUACUAGUGGUGCUGCAAAAAAGAGUUUUUUGUCCAAGUACAAACAGCAUUUGAGGAACUUUUACCAGGCUGUUAAGUUUCCCGGGGUCAAGGAGCGGAAGGGAAAUUCUGAUGUGACACCAGAUGCUGAAGAGUCUGAGUAUGAUGGCUUGGAGAUGAAGCCGAUGCAGAAUAAUAAUGUCAAAGAAGAAGCAACAAUAGUGCAAGCAAUUAUACCUGAAAUUUCAGAGCCCUCUUUGCUUUUAUCGGACCAGUCAAGAUGUUCCUUAUAUACUUCACUUCCUGCGCUUGUUCAAGGGAGGAAAUGGAUACUGCUUUAUAGUACAUGGAGGCAUGGUAUAUCACUGUCCACGCUGUACAGGAAAAGCCUUCUCUGGCCUGGUCUCAGCUUACUGGUUGUUGGAGACAGAAAAGGUUCAGUUUUUGGUGGUCUUGUUGAAGCACCUUUGAUACCAACUGAUAAAAAGUAUCAGGGAACCAAUAGUACAUUUGUUUUCACAAAUAAGUCAGGACAACCCACAAUAUACCGUCCCACAGGCGCAAAUCGAUUCUACACUUUAUGCUCCAAGGAAUUCCUAGCUCUAGGCGGUGGUGGACGGUUUGCUCUCUAUCUGGACAGUGAGCUGCUAAGUGGAUCAAGUGCUUACUCAGAGACAUAUGGGAACUCUUGUCUCGCAAACUCUCAGGACUUUGAUGUUAAAGAAGUGGAGCUAUGGGGAUUUGUGUAUGGCUCAAAGUAUGACGAGAUUCUAGCUCACAGCAAAACAAUGGAGCCUGGUCUUUGCAGAUGGUCAUGAUCAUUAUAAAGAAAAACGAAAUGAAUUCAAGUGAGAGAUUCGCUUCUUUUGUUGUUGUUAUUGUAAAUCUGUAGUAAAAGAAAUGUUGUUGUCUUUACCUUUGUAACUGGCUAAAAUCACAUCUCUGUUACUCUCGCUGGUAAUGAUGAUUUUUGGGACUGAAAUAACAAAAAUAAAACGACCUAUUAGGCCCAUUCGGCC